AUGUCCCCCAAGCCCCUGAAGUCUCUAUCAGGGAUCCCCCUGAUUCAGAUCAAUGCAGUGGGAGACCACAGCUUCGCUCUGUCCUUUUCUGGAGAUGUGUUUGGCUGGGACAAGAACACAGCCGGAUGUGGAGGAGAACAUACUGCCGUUCUGACAAAGGGAGGUGUGGUGUUCACAUUUGGCUCAGGCCGCUAUGGACAGCUUGGACACAACUCUCUCCGAGAUGAACUACAACCUCGAGUGGUGGGGCAACUCUGGGGGUCAAAGGUGACCCAGAUAGCCUGUGGAAGACACCACACAUUAGCAUUUGUGGGGCCCUCCAAUAAGAUCUACUCAUUUGGGCACGGAGAGCAAGGGCAGCUGGGAAAUGGAGUAAAGAUUGAUCAGUCUGUGCCCCUUCCAGUACAACUGCCAGACCAGAUUGAUGACCAGAAAAUUGAACACAUUUUUGCUGGAGGAAACCAUUCCUUUGCAUUGUGCACUCUUGGUCAGGAGUCUGAAGAAAGGUCUAACAAUCUCAGGUCAAGUGUGGGCAAAGUGACACAAGCUAUAGAUGAAAAGAUCAUUUACAAAUGGAUCUCGGAAUGUGAUUCAAAGUCUUGGAAAAAAGGACAGAAGGAAAUCACAAAAAUGUUUUCUUCUGCAUCAUGUUUAAAUGGGAGCUUUCUUGAUAAAAGUUGUGACAAACAUUACCAAACCUCACCAAAACAGUCUGGCCUGGAUUUUUCACUCGUCCGAGGCGCAUUCCGGAAGCUGGCGAAAAAGGGCAAAGUUUUGACUGAGGUAGAAGCUGUUGUCCAGCACACACUGCUUCCCUCUCUGUAUGAGGAGCCCAUUGGAGUGGAGAGCUUGAGGGUCUACCUGGUUCUCCCUGAGCUCCUGAGGGUCCUUCACAAACAGCACAGAAGGACAGAUCUCACCGAAGCCGUUGCUGCUGCUAUCCUCAGACUGCACCCCGACAAGCUGCAGGUCCUCGGUGACUGCUGGUCCUCAUUGAAGCCAUCUGUCAUGACCAAGCACAUUGGGGUGUGGAAGAAGGCCCUGUCGGGGAUUCUGAGGAGUGAACAUAUUCUACGCACUCGUGACCCUGGGAUCAAACACCUGCUCCAGGUCCUCGGCCAUCUCCACAGAGUCAGUGUCCAUGCUUCUCUGCUCGUACUGUCAAUCCAUUUAUAA
Salvelinus namaycush (lake trout) is the source of this 1176-nucleotide messenger RNA. Its product is annotated as probable E3 ubiquitin-protein ligase HERC3. Bases 1 to 1176 code for a protein of 391 amino acids. The record is from RefSeq and is a predicted model, not a curated record. NCBI's taxonomy places the organism in Eukaryota, Metazoa, Chordata, Actinopteri, Salmoniformes, Salmonidae. The transcript is spliced from 10 exons.